GCAAUCAUCCACUGAAUACCACACCUAGCAACAUCACCACCACUGCCAUGCCUCGAUCCAGAGAUCCUCAACACCAUUAAUUCUUACUUCGACCCCAUCACCUGGGCCUUCUGACGCCCUCAUGACUCCAGGCCGCCUGGUUCACAUCUACCCCGUCGACUUCUACUGCUGUCGCAAACAUCCAGACACCAGGCGCUGCCGACCUGGGACACCCCAGGAUCACCUUUGCCCUUGAUGCAUGGAUACCGACAGGACUGGGGGCAGAGGAAUGAGGAGGAACAUGUUCCUCUGGUGGAUCUUACUGCUUUUCUCCCACGGAUUUGUAUUUCGCAACGUCCAAGGGGAACUUCCUUUUAUGUCGGGGAACAAUGCUGCCAUGCUGGUCAACUGGAAUGCUGUUGACGGAAACAAGAAGUUGUUCGCCAUCUAUGACACCAGCGUCAAUGAACCGGGCAACAUGUCUUUCGUCAAGGAGACGGUGGAUAAACUGCUGAAGGGAUAUGAUAUCCGACUGAGACCGGACUUUGGAGGGGCCCCUGUUGCAGUCGGGAUGAGCAUAGACGUGGCGAGCAUAGACAUGGUGUCAGAAGUCAACAUGGACUACACGUUGACCAUGUAUUUCCAACAGUACUGGAGGGACAAGCGUCUAGCCUACGUAGGAAUCCCCCUCAACUUAACCCUGGAUAACAGGGUUGCCGACCAGCUCUGGGUCCCAGACACAUACUUCCUCAACGACAAGAAGUCUUUUGUCCACGGAGUCACCGUCAAAAACCGAAUGAUCCGACUGCAUCCAGACGGAACCGUUCUCUACGGCCUCAGGAUAACUACGACAGCUGCGUGUAUGAUGGAUCUCAGGAGGUAUCCCCUGGAUGAACAGAACUGCACUCUGGAGAUAGAGAGCUAUGGCUACACCACAGAUGACAUUGAGUUCUACUGGAAAGGAGGCGAGACGGCUGUAACGGGGGUGACACGGAUCGAGUUGCCUCAGUUCUCCAUUGUCGAUUACAAGCUGGUUUCCAGAAAUGUAGUCUUUUCCACAGGUGCCUACCCUCGACUGUCUCUGAGCUUCAAGCUGAAGAGGAACAUUGGCUACUUCAUCCUGCAGACGUACAUGCCAUCGAUCCUGAUUACCAUCCUCUCCUGGGUCUCCUUCUGGAUAAACUACGAUGCAUCGGCAGCCAGAGUGGCUCUAGGGAUCACCACUGUGCUGACCAUGACCACUAUCAACACCCACUUGCGAGAGACGCUGCCCAAGAUCCCCUACGUCAAGGCUAUUGACAUGUACCUGAUGGGCUGCUUCGUCAUGGUCUUCCUGGCCCUGCUGGAGUACGCCUUCGUCAACUACAUCUUUUUCGGGAGGGGCCCUCAGAUGCAAAAGAAGCUAGCGGAGAAGGCAGAGAAAGCCAACAACGAGAGGGCAGCCAAGUAUGACGCUGCAAGGGCAGAACCACAUGGCCACGGGAACAUUCUGCUAACUACACUGGAGAUCCAUAACGAGGUGGCGGGAGGUGAGAUCACCACCAGCGUGGCGGACAUUAGGAACUCUCAGUCCAUGGUGCAGUUGGACAGCACGGCCUCAUCGCACAUCCAGUACCGCAAGCAGAGCGGCGGGAUCGGCCCGCGCUCCUCCAGCCGCCACUCCCUGGACCGGGCUGCCCAGAUGAAACGCAGCCGCCUGCGGAGGCGGUCCUCGCAGCUCAAAAUCAAAAUCCCCGACCUGACGGAUGUGAACGCCAUCGACCGCUGGUCACGGAUCAUCUUCCCCUCCGUUUUCUCACUGUUCAACCUCGUCUACUGGCUCUACUAUGUCUGAAUGGACUGUUUUGUUGAGGUGUUUGUUGUUGUUUGUUGAUUUUUUUUUCAUUUUGUUUCUUUUUCUUUCCUUUUUUUCUGUUGCUUUUAUACAUGAUGGAAUCUGUCGAGUUAAAGACUGCAACAAUACAUGAUAAAAAAAAAAAGACUGAGAAAGACUACUGAGUUUUGGACCAAGUUCUCCUCAAAAUUGUUUUUAUAUUUGCAGUCUUUGAGUCCUUAGUACCAAGGUCUUUUUAUUUUCUAAAGUAUGUACUGUAAUUGGGACAUGUGACAGUCAUUUCCCAACAUUUGCCCUCUCAGUAAUGUGUAAAUAGAGAGAUAUAAAGCCAGCAAUUGAAUAAAUAAUACAGUAUUUGCAAAAAAAAACAAACAUGAAAGCAGUUAACGCAAAGAUUUUUCUAAUCCAAAAAAAUCAUUAAGAAAACUUUAUACUACACAGGUGAUCAGAUAAGUGCAGGCAAUUCCUAAAAAUCCAUUAAACAAACAUAUGUAUGUUUGACUGGUACCCUAUGCACUACUAAUGCAUGUAAUGAUCAGCCAUAGUGGAAAAAUAAUGACUCCUUUUUGCCUUGGGUUAUGUCACAACUUUACAGAAACAAAGACUCUGUUGAUGUGUAUUUGUUUAUAGCGUUGAUAAUAUACAGUAUACUUGCUAUUAACUAUAUGAUGCAUUGAUCUGGUAAACUUUUACCCAAACAAUAAUUUAAAGUUGAGGAUUUUGUCCUCUGUUCAGGAUGAUUGUGACUCAGGUUCUGAAUUUUUGCUAGUGUCACGGGAAUAUCCUUUUAGGUCAUUUGAUAGUGAAAAAAAAAACGUUAACAAGCACAAAUAUGAAUAAAACUGCCAUUUUUUUCACUUCUACCUUCUAGCAACAACGCUUCAAGUGAUAGCAUGACAGAAUUGCACUUAAAUUGAUCAAACUUCCUCUUAAAAAACAACUUUAGUUUCAAACAACUGCCAAGGGCCUUUUUGGGCGUUACAGUUACUCAACCCACGAAAUAUUAUAAUAUUUUUGUACUCUAUGUCUUCAGGUAUUCAUUUGAUUUCCUUACUCGUCUUGUUGAAACAUUUUCUUUUGCUCAACACGAACUCUGUCUGGUGAUAGAGUGGUACACUGGAGUAAUGAAACCCAUUUUUUUGUGUGUAUAUACAUAAAUGUAUAUAUAUCUACUGUGUGUACAACCCAAAAUGAAAAUGAUCAAAUAUUGAGCAUUUUGUGAUUGUCAUGCUGUCUGUUAAAUGUCAGACUAUUUAGAGCAAAAAAAAGAAGAAAGAAAGACACGGAUUAAACAAAUUAACGGGUCAGUUCAAGCAUCAGUUUAGUUUUUGAGCAUUUGUGAGGCACACUGAAUACAUUUCUUCUCAAACAUGUGACCAUCUUGAAGUUCCACUCUAGACACUGUACGUCUGCAUUUUAGAGCUACUGUAUGCCAAACAGCAGCCGGUGAUGCAAAUGGAUUUCAUUGAUUCCGCAGGCGGACCAUGAUAACUGGUCUGUCGACUAAUAAGCACAUACUAGCAUUGAAUGUAUCAGAUCCAUUCUUUCAGGGAGAGGAUAAUGAGCCAUGGUCAUCAUUUCUCCAUCAGAAUGUAACACGCCCAUUCUUACGUUGCGAGUGACGAUAAAAGAAAGGGAAGGGGGUGGCGUUAAAAGAGUGUGUGCAUGUGCAUGUGUGUAUGUGAGAGAGAUGGGAAAUGGAUAGGGAGAGCUUGAGAGAGAAAGGGCGUGGGUAGACCAUUUAUUUUCCGUGCUGCUUGCUCGACUACGGACAAAUCUCAACAUAUAAUAGUUUUGUGGAUAAAAAUAGCUCUCCCGUUCGACUCUUAUGAUAAACUGUGCCAUUCCACCUAAGGUCGCAGAGCAAUCAACCAGAUACAGCUCACGGACGAUGAUGUAAAUUUGAAGCAUUCUUCUGUUCAACCAUGGAUACAUGAGAUUCACCCACUGUUUGUGCAUGUACAAGAAUACAUGUAGGAAAAACUAUAACAGGGAGUUCUGUUGUGAUUGAGAGUCACUGAUACUCAGAGUUGGGAUCAAUUGAACUUUGAAGUAAAAAUUGUAAAGUUUUAUGUGUACAGUCUGAUAUAAGACUAAGAACUGAAUGUAUUGUACUUGGAUUGUUGCUGCACAGCUGCAAUUUACUUUCAGAAUUGACCUCAACCCUGAUUUACAUAGGGCUCUAGUUGAUUCAAGUGACCCCAAGUCCUUUGCUGGUUUCUUGUCCUGUUUUCUACUGUGUAGACGGGGCUAAAUGGACAUGUGACCUGGGUCCAAGAUAUAAGAAAGCUGACAGUUACAGAUGAAAUAAUACCUAUAACUAAUAAGCCAAAACAUCUUGCUAAGAGGGGAUGUCUUGUCUUUGUUCUUGGGCACAAAGCAAUGUUUCAUGAUCUAAUGCAUUUAAAAAGGUAGAGAGUUAAAAGUCGUGGACAAAGAACCACUUUGUCCAAAGAUGUGUCAAGUUGCUUUGUGUAGUUUUGGGGGAUCAAAUGCGUACCUAUGAAAUGCUGAAACAGUUGAUGUAGCUUCCGUGUUGUGUAAAUAAGAUAUUAUAAGACAGAUCUCUGGAACACUGAAGCUAGAAAAUAACUGUUUUACAGUGCAAGUCAAAAAUAGAUCUUCCUGGCUUACUGGUUCACUUGGAUUUAAACAAUUACUUUGGGGUCAUGUGGUGAGAUUUAAAACAAGUUUUUGCAGUUUUGCGGUCAUUGUACUGCGGUAUUGUACUGUGAGUCUUUUUUUUAUUUAUUACCAAACUGAAACGUCAAAGAAAAGGCAACUGUUACAAACUCUAGAUACUUGUUUAUCAUGCAUGCAACUACAAUUCGUAACUUGGGAAGAUUUUUAAAAAGAAGAUAUUUUGCAAACUCACUUAUGAGAGCUGCCAACUGCUCAUUUUAGAGACAACACUAUGCCAUGUGAGCCUACAUUAAAAAGAAAAAAGUAACAAAAAAAAAAAAAAAGUCAUCAAAGACUUUCAGGUGUUGUAUGGCCUUGGUCCCAUAAUGGAAUGUGAAAUGUUCUGUGCUGCCACAAAAUGUAUUUAGGCUUAGAUUUAUACUGUAUAUCUCUGUAUGUUUCUCUUCCUUUUUCAAUAGAUUAUCAUGUUAAACCAUCAAAUAAAUGAUAUACAUUGUACCUGUGUAUUUGGUAUUGUGAGCACGCAUGACACUCCAUACAAUCUGCAUAUGUACA
Thunnus maccoyii (southern bluefin tuna) is the source of this 5011-nucleotide messenger RNA. Its product is annotated as gamma-aminobutyric acid receptor subunit beta-3-like. Gene Ontology annotation, biological process: monoatomic ion transmembrane transport; nervous system process; signal transduction. Bases 239 to 1813 code for a protein of 524 amino acids. The transcript has 10 exons. The record is from RefSeq and is a predicted model, not a curated record. Gene Ontology annotation, molecular function: extracellular ligand-gated monoatomic ion channel activity; neurotransmitter receptor activity; GABA-A receptor activity. Lineage: Eukaryota; Metazoa; Chordata; Actinopteri; Scombriformes; Scombridae. Gene Ontology annotation, cellular component: synapse; membrane; GABA-A receptor complex.